AUGUCCUCUUCGGGUAUCGUGGGCCACGUUCAGGCCAAGGCUCAAGAGGUCGCCAAAGAAGAUUAUGACAAGGCAAGAGCUCUGGCUGCCGAUGCGGCUCGAAGCGGCGCUUUUCUGUAUCCGCUGAGGGGUAUCGUCUACUUCCUCUCCCACCGUUCCCUGUGGAAGCCGUUCGCGUCCCGCAUCAUACCGACACUGAGUUUGUCCAUUGCCGUUAUUAGCGGCAUGUUCUUCUUCACCUAUCUCCCGCAGCUCGCUAUUCUGGUCUUCGUCAACGGUCCUCUGGCCGUUCUGACUACGGUCCUGCUCAUCUUGAACGAGAGCUCAACCAUCGUCUCGCUGAUUUCGCGCAACUUUUUCCUCCAGGAUGCGCUUCUCGAUACCUUUGACGGAGUCUUGGUUGCUCGGAAUGCUACUGGUAUCGUGAGCGAGGGUCGUGAGUUGAAGUCGGGCAGAGACCCAAUGGAACGACUUGGCAAGAUUCUCAAGAGUCCAUUCCAGAAGUACAGCCCCAAGGCACUGAUUCGAUACAUCAUGUAUCUACCUCUCAACUUCAUUCCUGUUGUUGGUACCAUCAUCUUCAUUGUCCUUCAAGGCCGAACCCGUGGAAGAAGUGUGCAUGAUCGUUACUUCCAACUCAAGAAGUGGUCUGCACACCGGCGCGCAGAUUGGUUUGAGAGGCAUACCGGAGCAUACGCAUCCUUUGGAACUGUGGCCACACUGCUCGAAAUGAUUCCUUUCGCCUCAAUGUUCUUUGCUUUCACCAAUACCGUGGGUGCUGCACUUUGGGCGGCUGACAUCGAGUCCAAGGAAUCCCAAAUGGACGAUAGCACGGCCCCAGAGCUCCGAGAAGCAGCCAGGAAAGCCGAGUAG
This is a messenger RNA of Pestalotiopsis fici W106-1, 873 nucleotides long. RefSeq lists its product as uncharacterized. The record is from RefSeq and is a predicted model, not a curated record. The coding region runs from base 1 to 873 and encodes 290 amino acids. Gene Ontology annotation, cellular component: ascospore wall; prospore membrane; lipid droplet. The transcript is spliced from 9 exons. Lineage: Eukaryota; Fungi; Ascomycota; Sordariomycetes; Amphisphaeriales; Sporocadaceae.